UGCAGGUCUCCGUUUCAAAGGGCUGAUAGUGGCUCCUCCCUCUCUGUACCUUGUGACAACAACAACUCAUCCACAGAGCAGAGGCACACUUUUCUGCUCAUUUUCUUCCUGUCAUUCUCUCUCAAUCUUUCUGAGAGCCCCAAUUUCAGCACGGCACCUCUUCACAGCCAUUCGCGCGUCGGCGGAGCGCACUCGGGGUGGAUUUCUGCUUCUUUGCGCUACUUUUUCAUACUGGCUCUCUUUCCCGUCUGAACUUAUUUGUUAGAUGCAGAACACCAUGGCCGUACCGGCUGCUCUGAUUCCCCCAUCGUCUCUGGUCCAGCCGUGUCCGAUCUCAACUUCUUCGUCAGCAUCAUCAGCAUCAUCAUCAUCAUUCUCCGCGACCGCAGCAUCAUCAUCCUCGCCUUCGGCCACUUCUGCGUCUCCUUCUCAGUCAGCGACCCAGAAUCUGUUCCGCACGGAUCUGAUCAGCACCAACACCAGCAGCAUCCCACUGGCUGGCAAGCCCGUGUAUACUACCCCGUCCCCUGUUGAAAACACCCCGCAGAAUAAUGAGUGUCGGAUGGUGGAGCUCAGGGGCGCCAAGGUGGCCUCUUUCACGGUGGACGGACAGGAGCUCAUCUGCCUGCCCCAGGCGUUUGACCUGUUUCUCAAACACCUGGUCGGGGGUCUGCACACCGUCUACACCAAACUCAAGCGGCUGGAGAUCACGCCGGUGGUGUGUAACGUGGAGCAGGUCCGCAUCCUGCGCGGACUGGGGGCCAUCCAGCCCGGGGUCAACCGCUGCAAACUCAUCUCCAGAAAAGACUUCGAGUCCCUCUACAACGACUGCACUAAUGCCAGCUCAAGACCCGGGAGGCCUCCGAAACGGACCCAGAGUGUAACAUCGCCGGAGAACCCUCACAUCAUGCCGCACUCGGUGCCGGGCCUCAUGUCGCCGGGAAUCAUUCACCCCACAGGCCUCACAGCCGCCGCUGCAGCAGCUGCGGCCGCCACCAAUGCUGCCAUCGCAGAGGCCAUGAAGGUGAAGAAGAUCAAACUGGAGGUGAUGAGCAGCUACCAUGGAAGCAACACCCAGCUCGGGGCCGACUCAGAGAACGGAGACCUCAGCUCCAGUCUGGGCUUGGAACUGCCGUUUAUGAUGAUGCCCCACCCCCUGAUCCCUGUCAGCCUGCCUCCCGCAUCCGUCACCAUGGCGAUGAGUCAGAUGAACCACCUCAGCACAAUCGCCAAUAUGGCCGCCGCAGCACAGGGACAGAGUGCCCCAUCCCGAAUGGUGACAUCAGUGAUUAAGGAACGCGUCCCCGACAGUCCUUCCCCUGCCCCCUCUCUGGAAGACGGCAGGAGGCCGGGGAGCCGUCCCUCAUCCCAGCGCAGCAGCAGCGUCUCCAGCUCUCCCGCGCACACGGAGAACUCCUCCGACAGAAUGCCUGUGCAUCAGAACGGACUGUCAAUGAACCAGGCGUUACUGGGCCUGUCUCCCAGCAUCUUACCUGGGCCUAAAGAGGGCGAUCUGGCAACUCAUGACAUCAGCCACGAGGCCAAGAGAAUGCACCUGGAGAAAGAUGCCAUUUCACCCGUGCGUUUCUGGAUGCUGUCGCUACCUGGUGCCGGGUGA
This is a messenger RNA of Sinocyclocheilus anshuiensis, 1618 nucleotides long. Its product is annotated as dachshund homolog 1-like. The coding region runs from base 266 to 1618 and encodes 450 amino acids. NCBI's taxonomy places the organism in Eukaryota, Metazoa, Chordata, Actinopteri, Cypriniformes, Cyprinidae. Gene Ontology annotation, cellular component: nucleus; transcription regulator complex. Gene Ontology annotation, molecular function: RNA polymerase II cis-regulatory region sequence-specific DNA binding; DNA-binding transcription factor activity, RNA polymerase II-specific. The record is from RefSeq and is a predicted model, not a curated record. The transcript is spliced from 7 exons. Gene Ontology annotation, biological process: regulation of transcription by RNA polymerase II.